Periconia digitata is the source of this 1404-nucleotide messenger RNA. Lineage: Eukaryota; Fungi; Ascomycota; Dothideomycetes; Pleosporales; Periconiaceae. The record is from the annotation of a GenBank genome assembly.
GCUCAUCAACCUCCCCUACUCCGUUUUUCAACCAUGGAAUCCCUGGAAUUACUGGUUCACACAUCUGCACCCUCAACAAAACAAGAUGAUGAUAUCUACCGUGCCUUAGCAGAAGAUUACAUUCAGUUUGCUCCAACUCAUGUCCAUCGAAAAGAGACUACUCAGCGUGCCGCUGAACAAACGCAGACGCCAGAUCAUGCCUCGUCUAAACAUGCAGCCACACCGACCAGACUGAACAAGAGCAUUUCCGUCUCUUUUAUCAGUACAACAUCCAGCAAAGACCUGUAUGGGAGCUUCCCAUCCCAAUUGUAUUCCGAGGAACGUGUCAAGACCUCUGUGCACCGUGACUCUCAGUUAUUCGUGCCAGAUGAUCAGGUGCCGUCUUCAAGGCUCGGUCAACUCGAGCGCAUGCAGACUAAAUGGCAAGAAGAGCAGCGUAUGAAACAAAGUUUUGGGAGCUCUCGUCUGUGGAGUACUGAUAUAAAAUCAUCGGCCAAUUGGGAGGAGGCCAUGAUCGAUGAUACUCAGCUAGCUUUUCAGGUGAUGCAAAGCCAAGUGCUGGACGAUCUUUCGACUACAUCGGAAGGCACACAGGAUGAAGAUCUCCUAUCUGAGACUCAGUACGAAUUCCUCGAACUUCCUGCUGGGUCUUUACAAGUCGAAUCACCGGGCGGUGAUGGUGUUGUGUCUGAAACCCAAUACGAUACCCUUGGAUUGUCUUUCGUGGCUUCGACCCCCGAAGAUAUGCAAGACGAUGAUCCUGUGUCUGAAACCCACCUUUCACCUGGGGGAAAAGCCGCUGUUAGUAUCGCUACACGCCCGCAACUCAACUUGGCCACUGUCAGCACAACUGCAUGCGCGCGGACCGAUUUAUCGCCAAUUCUACCGGAACAUGAAUUUCAUGUGUCUGCUUCUGCGACAAACUCGAUAGUCAAUAAGGAUACUCCAUUGGCUUCAAGUUUUCAUGAUCUUCCUCUUGAGAUCCUUCCUCCUCCCCCCAAGGUCACCGUGGCCACCCCGCGUACACUUCCAUCACAAGUAACACAUAUUCUGGCUACAUUAAAAGACCAGAACCCCGAGAAGUUCAUGUCUUUGCGUACGUCCCGCAAAUUGGCGCACGAUGAACGUGGGCAUUGGAUGAUUGACUGUACCAACUGGCCUCUAGAGAACCAAGCUCAGUUUUGGUUCUCCUUUGGUGGCUACGUGCGCAGUGGUCGGCUUGGGUGGGGUGUAGGGCUUUAUCGGGAUGACACCAACUUCCAUGGACUUGGAGUCGUCCGUGUCUAUUGCUGGGGAGAGGUCGUCGAGCAUAUUUGGCUAUUACUUUGGUUGUGCUCGAAAGGCAGAAUUUCUAAUUCGGGUACUCAAUGGUUGGAUGCAGGAGAAGAAGUCGUUGUGGCUUGA